Messenger RNA from Amoebophrya sp. A25, 537 nucleotides. The record is from the annotation of a GenBank genome assembly. NCBI's taxonomy places the organism in Eukaryota, Dinophyceae, Syndiniales, Amoebophryaceae.
GCUAAAAGAUGUCAGUCGUCCCUGGAGUGCUUGCAUCGCGGCGCAGUUCGUUAAGGCCUUCUUGAGUGCUAAUUUUGAUGAUAACAGACAAGAAAUGAGUUUUCACUUUUGAGCUUCUUUAGAUGAAAGUCAACUCUUCCGACUUCGAAAACACUACAUACAUGCAAACAAAAACAAAUGUUGAACUUGCAGAAAUAGAAACAUCCACAUCCCAGGACUUUCCCUUUUCCUCCCCCCUUCCCCGCUUCCUCCCCUUUCCCGGCUUCCUCUCCUCCUCCCCCGUCUCCUCCCCUUUUCCCAGCAGCUAGUAGUCCUAAACCGAAAAAACUUUUACAACAUCCUGAGUCAAAAUCAAUGAUGUUACAGUAGAAACAAACAACAAUCUUUUCAGGACACAUGUUAGUAGAAACAAACUCUCCGUCACCUACAACUUGAACCUCCAACUCUUACUUGUCCCAUUACCAACCCUAAUCCCUAACCCUAACCACUUCUAACGCCGCGCGUCGCUGGGGUCUUUCUCUCGACGUGCUUUUUCCU